This is a messenger RNA of Iphiclides podalirius (scarce swallowtail), 1005 nucleotides long. The record is from the annotation of a GenBank genome assembly. Lineage: Eukaryota; Metazoa; Arthropoda; Insecta; Lepidoptera; Papilionidae.
AUGGUGAAGGCAAGGAAAUACGUUGUGAAAAACUAUUUUAAAGGCGCUCCAAAACGGGACGACUACGAAUUGGUGGAGUACGAACUGCCGGCACUUCAAGAUAACGAAAUACUUGUCAAAGUGGAAUGGAUAAGUGUCGACCCAUAUCAACGCGCUUAUAAUUCCUCAUACAAAGUGCCUUAUGAUCAGUUCGGAUUUCAAGUGGGGACAGUGCAAGAAAGUAGGGAUAGUAAUUUCCCCAUUGGAACAAAGGUGGUAACACAUAAAGGUUGGUCUGAUUAUACCAUUGUUAAAGACGUUGCAGCAAUUGGCGGUUUAAGAGAAAUUUACAAACUGCCUGAUAUGAAAGGUCUGUCACCCUCAUUAGGCGUGGGUGCAGUGGGCAUGCCAGGUGUGACUGCGUAUUUUGGCUUUUUAGAAAUUUGUAAACCAAAAACCGGUGAGACAGUUGUUGUGACUGGCGCUGCGGGGGCUGUUGGAUCUAUCGUGGGUCAAAUAGCGCGAAUCAAAGGCUGUAAAGUUAUUGGCUUUGCCGGAUCUGAUGAUAAAGUACAAUGGUUAGAAAAAGAACUUGGUUUUAAUAAAGCUAUUAAUUACAAAACUGUGGAUGUAAGCAAAGCUUUGAGAGAAGCGGCUCCGAAUGGGGUCGAUUGUUACUUUGACAACGUCGGUGGGGAAAUAAGCAGUAUUGUUAUUAAUCAAAUGAAUAAAUUCGGAAGAGUUGCAGUAUGUGGAAGUAUAAGCUCUUACAAUGAAGAUGCAGCAAAACUACCAAAAGCAACGAUAUUACAACCAGCCAUGGUGUUCAAUCAACUUAAGAUACAAGGAUUCUUAAUCUGGGAGUGGUUUAGUCGCUGGCCUGAAGCUUUUUCCCAACUUGUGGAAUGGAUCAAAAGUGGAGAACUGAAAUCUAGGGAACAUGUGACGGAUGGAUUCGAAAAUGUUUUUGAUGCCUUCAGUGGAAUGCUUGCAGGCGAAAACACAGGAAAGGCGGUUGUUAAAGUC